GUUGACGUCAUUGCAAUAGGCUGAGGAUUAAGCACUGCGCCAUCUUGUGAGGGACUAGAACACUAUACAGUAUUAUCAUUCUUGACUUCUAACAGUGAUGGCCUUGAAGGAGUGGUUGUGGAUACCAGCGGUGGCGCUUGUGGUAUUGUUUACACUGGUGCUAUGUUGGAAAUUCUUCUCGGACUACACUUGUUGCCCCUGUCGGCGGAGAACACCUGAACCUGUCCUUCCAACUCAUCACCAGGCACAUACCACCCGGCCACAGCAUUUCUGGGGAACUCCUUCUUAUGUACCUGGAGAAAUCCCAAGUGUUGGUCCAUCUCUUCCACACUAUUAUACACUAUCUGAAAAUGAUAGCCCCAACCUACAUAUGAAGUUUGGAGAUCUUCCGGUGACACAGGUACUUACCACAGAUCAUGGUAUUCCUACUCUGGAUCUUCACAAUAUGACUGUCAGGGAAGCCACUCGGAUAACUAACGAAUUCCUUCGUCAGAGUCAACAUGGACACAAUAUGGUCAAAAUUGUAACUGGUCGAGGUUUACACACUGAAGAUGGAAUUCCUAAAGUCAAGCCAGCAAUUGCAACCUUGUUGAAUAAUUUAGACUACGAGUUUCGAGAAGUGCAUAAAGGAGGAUGUUUUGAGGUAUUUCUCUCAUAAGAAGGCAGAAUACUGUACCUUUAACACUCUAUGGUUUUACUGUCACAGUGGCUGAUGUAAAACUUUUUAUUCAUAUUUUUUAGAAAAUUUUAUUAAAAUUUGUUUUAGUAAGUCAUAGACUUUUUUCUCUUAAUGAAUACAACUGAUAAAGAAGAGUACUACAGUAGGAUCGGGAUAUAUCGCGAGAUAGGGUCCAACGAUGCUCCUCACUAUAUACUAAAUCACGACAUAUAAUUACAUGUAAUCAAUGGUGAAAAUAGGGUUAGGUUCUGGAGGCCAAUAUAAGUGACUAAGCUUGACUUAACGAGUUCAUUUUCUUACUAACUAAAGCACCAAUGAACACCAGACUUGGGAACAACAGGCUGUUUCAAUAUCAAGGGAACACCAGACUUGGCAGCAGACGCCACAUUGCCACCCUCACUUGACAAUCCCACACCUACUAUAAUGAACAAACCAAAAAUAUUAUUUACAGUAUUAAAUCUUUUCCAUUAUGCUUUUCAUUUUCUUCACUUCACUUCACACAUCACUAGCAACCCAUUUACUCUCACCUUAGAAAUCGUAAUCUGCAGCAGAGUCGGCUGCUUACUAGUCACUCACUCAGAAAGACUGAGCGGGUGAGCGUGAAUGCAUGGGUGAGCAGCCACGGUGGCGCCUCUGGUGAGCAAAUAACGCAUUUGUUUGCCAUGGCGGUACAAUUGAAAUAUUUCCUGCUCAAUUACCCUCGCAAAAUAAAUACAUUUAUCGCUAUACAGUAUAUUGGAAAAUGUCGACAAUUUUGGCAGUCGCGAAAUAUAAAAAAUAAUUAUAAAAAGUCGCGAUAUAUCCUGACCCUACUGUACUUUGAAGUAAAUCAGAAAUUUAUUGUUUUGCAAAGUAGCAAGUAAUAUAGUACAAUACUGUACUAUACUAUACUGUACUGUGCUGUACUGUACUGUACAGUACUGUGUUCAUAUUAGUGUUAGCACCAUUUUGUAAGUACUUUACAUAAAAUUUAAUUCUUUCUUCAUGACAUAUUGACAUCAAACUAAUCUUGUGUACAGAAUUGCACAUCUGCUUAAAGGAAUAUUUUAUGACUAAGAUAAAUUUAUCUCUCUAAUUUUAGUUUUUAAGAUUAGAACAUGAAUGUUCACAACUACUCUACUGUCCUGCACCAGGUGUAGGAUAACUGAGACUGCCAAAAAUACAGUAAUUAGUUUGUGUAUUAAUAUUAAGAAUAUCACUGGUCACAUAGGUUCCUUAAUUAGGGUUUAGCCAGGAUUUUGAAACCAUAAAUCACUUUAGCAGAACACUUAUUGUCAUCUAGUUUCACCUAUAUUGUCUUUCAAUUAAACAUACAAUGGGAUGUUCUGUAAGUUGAAGUCCAACUUGGGGUUGAAUUGAGUAAGAAUUAGUUCAGUCACAAGUUAAAGAGGAUAAUAAUUAUUCUGUUUACAUGUUUUCGUUUUCGGAAAUACAUGGUGAAUCACAGAAGCCUCUUAAUAAAGCAUCACUUUCAGAAAAUGCCAAAAAUGGAGAGCACUGCCUAAGUGUCUUAUAUCAGUGCCUUAUAAUCCUUCAGUAGAAUAAUACAUGGUUAUUUAUAUUGUCUAGUGAAGUUUAUGCCUAUGUUUGACAUCCUGUUAUUAUUUUGAUGCGGCAGUAUGCUAAGGUAGCAAUUUUAGGGAUUUAAGAAAAUGAUCAAAGUGCAGUAAAACCUUAAAGGCACAAUGUUUUGUGUGUGGGAUUUGUUACUGUGAAUGUUUCCAGCUGUCUGAGGUUUUGUGGCUGUGUAAGUUUUUCCUUUACUGUAAAUGGGACCUCUAACAAUGACAUUAAUUACUGUGAGUUAUUUCUUAUGUUGGCUUGAACUCAUUAAUGCACAAUUCAUAGUUUAUAUUUUAUUAAUCUGACUACAUACUUGAAGUCCUCGGCCUACUGAAGGGUUACGUUCCUAAAAAGUUGUGGCUGUAAACCGGAGUUGCUAUAUAAUAGACCCUAUAUUCCCAUUGAGUUUUAUUAUAUGAUGGGAGAUGCAUUUCUAUGGAAAAAAUUUCUGACCCAAGACUUUACAGUAUGCUGUAUACAUAAUUAUUUUUUUACUUUUUUAAACAUAUUUGAAAAAAAAAUACACACACACACACACAGACACACAGACACACAGAGUGGUCCCUCGGUUAACGAGCACAAUUCGUUCCAGAAGG
This is a messenger RNA of Homarus americanus (American lobster), 2838 nucleotides long. RefSeq lists its product as uncharacterized. The record is from RefSeq and is a predicted model, not a curated record. Lineage: Eukaryota; Metazoa; Arthropoda; Malacostraca; Decapoda; Nephropidae.